Messenger RNA from Zymoseptoria tritici IPO323, 654 nucleotides. RefSeq lists its product as uncharacterized. The coding region runs from base 23 to 634 and encodes 203 amino acids. Lineage: Eukaryota; Fungi; Ascomycota; Dothideomycetes; Mycosphaerellales; Mycosphaerellaceae. The record is from RefSeq and is a predicted model, not a curated record. The transcript is spliced from 2 exons.
GAAACAGCAGAGAAUAUACAAAAUGUCGUACGCACCACGAACUGAGUCGCGCUCCGAACCAGAGCCCAAAAACGAGAACCCUGGCCUCGUCACGUCGGAUAGUCUGGCAGCGGAAUCGGUGCAAGAAGGAGGAACCUUCGCCGAAAACUCCAGCUCUAGAAUUCCAUCAGACCAGCCAUCAGCAUCUAGCACCGCCAAUACGACAGACACAUCCAAUGCAACACGCCUAGACCCUGCCCCAGAUGCCGAUGCUCGAUUGACGACAGAGGAGUGGAGCGAAGAAUCCCAGCUCAACGCCGGUCGUUCUCUUGGCUCGCAGGGCAGCGAUGGAGGCUCGACAUUCGAGACUACCGGAUCCAGCGGUAGAGGUUCGACGUUCGAUACUACCAGAACCUCGGAUGAAUUGCCGCAAUCCAAGCCAAAGGGACAGAACCUCACAGAAGGAGGAAUCGACGCGGGCGCGCCCAAUGCCAGCUUCACGACCGACAUCGGAGGCAAAGGGGAUCCAGGUAGGGUCGCAUUGGGUGACAUCGAAGCGAGCAAUACGCCGUAUGCCGGAGGUGUUGGUGAACGGCAGACCAAGAUUACUGGCGAUGGUCAAUUCGACUCGUUGGAUCGUGAUACGUCCGCAUAACGGUCUGCAGCAGGAUGAUG